Molecule: messenger RNA, 2448 nt
Organism: Dinoponera quadriceps
Lineage: Eukaryota; Metazoa; Arthropoda; Insecta; Hymenoptera; Formicidae
Gene: Pvf1
Exons: 6
Coding region: 310-1293 (327 amino acids)
Biological process (GO): positive regulation of protein autophosphorylation; positive regulation of cell population proliferation
Cellular component (GO): membrane
Molecular function (GO): growth factor activity; growth factor receptor binding
Source: RefSeq, a predicted model, not a curated record
UCAUCAGUCGAUCGUGCGGCGCGGCCGCUCGGGGGAACGCUCAGGUACAUAUCAGUUUAAUAAUCGUGUCCGCAGUAUCUCCUGAUAUCCAUCGAUAUAAAUUCUCAGAAGUGACCAAGUGCAAAGUGACACGAAAUAACCAAGUCGCGAAUACGGCCGGUCGUUCGGUUCCGACGACGAAACAAUUGUCUAUAAAUGCAGUUAUUACCGCACUGACGAAACAGACGCGAGUUUGCACGUGUUUAUAAAGUGAGGGAAUAUCUAAAGAGAGAGAGAGAGAGAGGUGAAAGUAUCGUAUCGCGGUGUACCAUGCGACCACGACGACUGGACGCGACGCUCAGUCGCCAGCUGCUGUGCUUGCUCGCGAAAACGCUACUUUUCGCCGUCGUCUGCAGCGGAUUCAUCGUGGGAUCCGUCAGGGCUCAGUACUACGGCCUAUCCGAAGACAUAGUCUUCCCCGGGCCGAUCAGCACAAAAUCGCGGAACAUGCCCGUGACGGGCAACGUGGGCGCCCACAAUGCACCGAUAUCGCGCGCGUUAGCCUCCAGGAUAAACUCCAUAGACACGAUAGAGGAAUUUCUAGAGUUGCUUCAAGGUGUUCCGGAGAUCGAGAAGACCGUCCUUGUUAGUAAACUCGGCGGGAACGAGGAACGAUCGAACGCGGAGCGGACGCAGCCGGCAAAGUGCAUACCUGAACUGAAAGCCGUGUCCCUGAAAAUGGACAACGAUCCUAAGACCAUUGUGUACCCAUCUUGCACGAGAAUCAAAAGAUGCGGCGGUUGUUGCGCUAGCGCUUUGUUGUCUUGUCAACCAACGGCCACAGAGACGAGAAACUUCGAGGUGGUCGUGUCGACGCUGUCACUAAGCUACCGGGGCCGGCAAAUCGUGCCUCUGGAGGAACACACCGCGUGCAAGUGCGACUGCAGAAUCAAGGAGGAGCAUUGCAGCGAGAAGCAGCACUACGACCCGGACAAUUGUAUGUGCGUGUGCGAAAAUAACGACGAGCGGGAGAAAUGCAUGCAUGACAACGACACGAGGAUCUGGGAUCCGGAUUUGUGCACCUGCUCGUGCAGGAAGAUCGAAGACUGCAACACCGGCUACUACUUCGACCACAAUACGUGCAGAUGUCGACAGAUAACGUUCUCUAGACCGGUAAACAGAUUCGCACCCACGAAAGGUUCGAAUUACAAUUUCGAUAACACCCGGCGGCCAGAAAACGCGCCGCCCGUGAUAAUCCCAUUGGACGCAUCGGAUCCCAGAAGAAAGCCCAAGGAGGAUCCGGAAUACAAGUGAUACGAGAGAUUCAGACACACGGACUACAAGACUGCUAAUACACUCUUUGUUGUUAGUCUCUCUGCCAUCAGGGUUGAGUGAAUUUCAUUUCGAGUAACGGAAUCAAAGUAACGGAUUCUACCGAGAAGAUUUAUUCAGAUCGAAUAACGCAGAGAUUCUCGUAUUCUCUUAUUUCACUGUGUGCUUUGCGCAUUCUCGCAUUAGAAUUUACUAUAAUUUAGAAUUAUUCGAAGGACAUUUUGUUACUUGUUUGUUAUAACUUUUGGUCGGAAACGAGUGUGUACGCUCAAAACGAUUCAAAUAGAAUAUCAUUGACGGUCGCCUUAGCGGACCUUCGAAAUAGUAUUUAUUAUUUUAGUAGAAAAGAGGAUAUUCCCUUUUCCCUCAUUCUUAUUUUAUUCAUAAAUGUGAAAAUUUGUACUCCCAUAUGAGGAGGCUUUAUUCGAAUUUUUCUUUCAAGUUUAUUCGAGAUGUCUAACUUUGUCUGUUACGUAAACGAAUGUUUUUAUUCGAUGUCUCUCGGAGCUGGAACAGCUGAUUAUCAUACUCAACAUGUUGCAUUUUCAGGUAGAUUUGUGGUUCCAUCUUCUCUUCGUGUCACAGAGCAAUACGAACUGUUUCACUUCCAAGGUGCUAUUUUGUUGUAUUAUUGCAUAUGUUUACUAUUUGAUGAAGAUUAAGGGGUCGUUCGAUGUAUGUAAAAAGACAAUCAGUCGUGAAUAUCGGCCAGUACUAUUUUUUUAUAUCAUAAAAUUAUUGUUCUUUACGAGAACUAUUGUAUAUUUAGCUUUAUAUUAUAAAAUUAUUGCUCUUGUAUUUAUACGCUUACAAGAACGAAAUGAUACAAGAACCGGUCAAUAUUUGUUUUAUAUAUCGCCUGAAAAGUUUAUCGGUAUCCCAAUUACAAAUAAUAUUUCAGUUUACUGUGCGCUUUAUAUUUUCCAUUGUUAGAGUUUUACAAUGAUAAAAUGUAUUUUCCUAAUUGUAUAUUGCGAAUUAUAACACUAUAUAUGUACGCAUUAUAUAAUUCCAUCAUCAUAUUUUGUGAAAUCGUCGUCUAUUUGGUCUGAGGAAAUGGGAAAAUUUGUCAUAAAAUGUUAAAUAUGCUUUAAUAAUAAGAUACGUAUGGUAAUAAAUUUGAUAAGAUGUUACAUA